This is a messenger RNA of Colletotrichum siamense, 1125 nucleotides long. RefSeq names its product putative assembly chaperone of rpl4. Gene Ontology annotation, molecular function: protein binding. The transcript has a single exon. Lineage: Eukaryota; Fungi; Ascomycota; Sordariomycetes; Glomerellales; Glomerellaceae. The record is from RefSeq and is a predicted model, not a curated record. The coding region runs from base 1 to 1125 and encodes 374 amino acids.
AUGGCGCCAACUCGCCCAAACAAAAAGUCGAAAAAGAGAAUCGAAAAGAAGCCUGUCAACCCCGCACUACUCCUCGCCGAGGCAGUCGCAAAGCUCCAAGAAGGCGAUCUUGAGAAAGCGGCCGCGGCUGGAAAGAAAGCGCUCGAUGGCACCGGCUCAGGCGGAGACUAUGAGCUGGCGGCCAUCAAUCUUCUGGGACAGAUCAGCAUUGAGAUGGGCGAGAUUGACGAUGCAAGAGCCUAUUUCAUAAAGGCCGUUGAGCUCGAUCAAGACGGUUCUCUGGAUGAGCGCAUAGGCGGCGGACCCGAGAAGUUCCUCUGGCUGGCGCAACUCAGCGAAGACGGCGGCCAGGACAGCGUGAAGUGGUUCGAGCGUGGAGCAUCGUCGCUCAGGGGCCAGAUUCAGACGUUGGUGGACCUACCGAAGCGCAACGAGGAACAGGAGGCGCAGCUCGAGGAGAAGAAGAAGAAGCUGGGCGGAACACUAUGUGCCGUUGCUGAAGUGUACAUGACGGAUUUAUCAUGGGAGGCCGAUGCGGAGCAGAAGUGCGAAGCGCUCGUCACAGAGGCGCUAUUGGUGGCACCCGAUCUGGCGGAAACAUGGCAGACUGUUGCCAAUGUGCGGAUAUCCCAGGAAAAAACGGACGAAGCGAAGGAGGCUCUGAAGCGGAGUCUGGAGCUGUGGACUGACUUGCACCCCCUGGACCCCAACGUGCCCGACUUCUCCACGCGCAUCAGUUUGGUGCGUUUGCUACUCGAGGUGGAAAUGGAACAGGAGGCCAUUGAUGUGCUGGAGAGGCUCGUCGGUGACGACGAUCAAAGUGUCGAGGCCUGGUACCUUGGCGGCUGGGCACUCUUUAUCUUCGGCGAGAAGCAGAGAGAAAAGAAGCUGGAGAGCAAGGACGAGGAGGAAUGGAAGGUCACAUGGAGCACCUCGCGUCGCUGGCUGAUGCGUUGCAUGAACCUGUACGCCGCUCAGGAUUAUGAGGAUGAGCGUCUGGGUGAACACGCCAAAGAGUUGUUCGCCGCAAUCAACAAGGAGCUAGGCGACCCCCCGGCAGACGAGGAAGAUGAUGACGGUUGGGAGGACGCUGUCAGCGAUGGUGAUGAGGCUAUGGAAGAGUAA